AUGAUUGUUCGAAGUGAUAGUAGUAGUAGAGUGAGUAAUAGUAGUAGUAGUAGUAGUAGUAGUAGUAGUAGUAGUAGUAGUAGUAGUAGUAGUAGUAGUAGUAGUAGUAGUAGUAGUAGUAGUAGUAGUAGUAGUAGUAGUAGUAGUAGUAGUAGUAGUAGUAGUAGUAGUAGUAGUAGUAGUAGUAGUAGUAGUAGUAGUAGUAGUAGUAGUAGUAGUAGUAGUAGUAGUAGUAGUAGUAGUAGUAGUAGUAGUAGUAGUAGUAGUAGUAGUAGUAGUAGUAGUAGUAGUAGUAGUAGUAGUAGUAGUAGUAGUAGUAGUAGUAGUAGUAGUAGUAGUAGUAGUAGUAGUAGUAGUAGUAGUAGUAGUAGUAGUAGUAGUAGUAGUAGUAGUAGUAGUAGUAGUAGUAGUAGUAGUAGUAGUAGUAGUAGUAGUAGUAGUAGUAGUAGUAGUAGUAGUAGUAGUAGUAGUAGUAGUAGUAGUAGUAGUAGUAGUAGUAGUAAGGGAAAGCAAUUUUUACUUCAUUCCAACUAUUAA
Messenger RNA from Schistosoma turkestanicum, 537 nucleotides. The record is from the annotation of a GenBank genome assembly. Lineage: Eukaryota; Metazoa; Platyhelminthes; Trematoda; Strigeidida; Schistosomatidae.